This is a messenger RNA of Dichomitus squalens LYAD-421 SS1, 2439 nucleotides long. RefSeq names its product ribosome biogenesis protein ERB1. The coding region runs from base 109 to 2274 and encodes 721 amino acids. The record is from RefSeq and is a predicted model, not a curated record. Gene Ontology annotation, cellular component: PeBoW complex; preribosome, large subunit precursor. Lineage: Eukaryota; Fungi; Basidiomycota; Agaricomycetes; Polyporales; Polyporaceae. The transcript is spliced from 7 exons. Gene Ontology annotation, biological process: ribosome biogenesis; maturation of LSU-rRNA from tricistronic rRNA transcript (SSU-rRNA, 5.8S rRNA, LSU-rRNA). Gene Ontology annotation, molecular function: protein binding; ribonucleoprotein complex binding.
GUUGCUGCUGUGGAGGUGAAGAAGUACUCAAAGAAGCGGAAAGCUGGGCCCCAGGAAGGGAUACCAGCUUCUCCACCGUCCGCGUUCCCUCAAGAGGUCGGGCUUGAGAUGGGUAGCGAAGACGAGGGCGAGGAAGUGGACGAAGACUCCGAUGGAGAAGUUGAAGAAUUCCCGGAAAUUGACACGAGCAGUGACACAGACGACGAGGAGUACGCCGCAAAUGGCGCGAGUUCGGAGGACGAAGAGGAAGGGGAUGAACAAGACGAGGAAGGGGACGAAGAAUACGGAGACCUCUCGGACGAGGAGGACCACCAUAUCUUUCCUCAGGCGAAAACAAUCAUCUCGGAUAUCACUGGUCAACCGAAGCGUGUGUAUCCGGAGAUUGAGCCUGACUACGAUUCGGACUCUUCGACAGAAGAAACUCCUAAUCGUGUCGGUAAUAUACCAAUGCAUUGGUACGACGAUCUGCCGCAUGUGGGUUACGAUAUUAACGGCAAGAAGGUCCUCCGCCCGGCUCGAGGAGACGAGCUAGAUAAGUUCUUGAAGACUGUGGAGGACCCGGAGUCUUGGACCUCCGCGUUUGACAAGAAUCUUCAAAUGGACAAGCCUCUCACACCAGAAGAGCUGGACAUAAUCCGACGGUUACAAGAGAACGAAAAUCCCGACGCCAACUACGAUCCAUACGAGCCUAUGGUGGAAUGGUUCACUGGGAAGGGCAAAGAGGAGGUUAUGCCCAUAUCUGCUGCUCCGGAGCCCAAGCGAAGAUGGAUCCCGAGUAAAUGGGAGAAGCAGAAGGUCAUGAAGAUCGUCCGCGCCAUCCGUCAAGGUCGUAUCCUCCCCAACAAACCCAAAACCGCGUCCGCAGCACCCCAAUUCUACGCUAUCUGGAACGAUGAGCCCUCCAACGCCCCCGCCCCUCUUCCCGCUCCGAAGCCUCGCUUGCCCGGACACUCAGAAUCGUACAAUCCGCCGGAGGAGUACCUCCCUACAGAGGAGGAGCGCAAGAAGUGGGAGGAGACGGACCCGGAGGACCGCGAACGCGACUUCUUGCCUCAAAAAUACAGCGCGCUGCGUUUGGUGCCCGCGUACGACCAAUUUAUCAAGGAGCGGUUCAGCCGUCAGCUCGAUCUGUACCUUGCGCCUCGCGUGCAGAGAGUGAAGCUGCAGAUUAAUCCGGAGAGCUUGAUUCCGAAGCUGCCGAGCCCGAGCAGCUUGCGGCCCUUCCCGGUUUACCGGAGCCUACAGGUCCCGCAUGAGGAGAAGCGAGUUCGUACGCUCAGCGUGAGCUCGGACGGUGGUUGGGUCGUAACCGGCGAUGAAGGUGGAGUGGUGAGGUUAUGGGAGGUCAUCGUCGGGAAGGAGGUGAAGAGGUGGACGUUCAAGAGCAAGGUCGGGGCCGUCGAGUGGUGUCCACGAACAGACGUCAGCUUUUUCGCCGUCGCGAUUGAGGACCACAUACAUUUCAUUAUUCCGCCAAAUCUCCCUGGCCCCAUACUGGCCGCCACGCAGAACGCUCUCGCCCCUGCCAACCUCCCACCAGCUCCCUCUGCUCCCUCAGCCGUCAAAUGGACAUCCGUACCCGCUGCGCAAUCAUCAUCUGAUGCCCCCGUUCUCACCCUCAACCUCCCUUCUUCGCCAGAGCCGCCGAAGCAACUUGUCUGGCACCGGAAAGGCGACUAUCUCGCUUCAGUGUCGGAAGGCCAGGCAGGCGUCUGGAUUCAUCAAGUAUCCCGGCGCCACUCGCAGGCGCCAUUCAAGAAGGUGAAAGGAGCCGUCCAGCUCGUUCUAUUCCACCCGUCAAAACCGCACUUCUUCGUCGCAACGCAGCGUUAUGUGCGGAUGUAUAAUCUCGCGGAGCAGACGCUCCUGAAAACGCUGAUGCCUGGCAUCCGCUGGAUCUCGUCCAUGGACGUCCACCCGUCGGGCGACCACCUCAUCGUCGGGGGAUACGACAAGAAGUUGUGCUGGUUCGACCUCGAGCUGAGCGACAAGCCGUACAAGAUCCUUCGGUACCACGCCCGUGCGCUGCGCUCGGUGCACUUCCACCCCACGUACCCGCUCUUCGCGUCGUCGUCGGACGACGGGUCGAUUCAGGUGUUCCAUGCGCGCGUGUACAACGACCUGAUGACGAACCCGCUCAUCGUGCCGCUCAAGAUCCUGCGGGGGCACGACGUCAAGGACGGCCUGGGCGUGUUCGCCGUGCGCUGGGUGCCCCGGCAGCCGUGGCUCGUCAGCGCGGGCGCGGACGGGCAGGUGUCGGUGUGGUGUAGCUAAUGCUAUUGGUAGUUUGGCGGGUCUUACGUGCCGCCGCGUUGGGGGCGGGUAAUUUGUGCGAAGGCGUGUAAGCUGCAUUAGUUGCGGGUCAUGUCUUUCGCAGAACGUCAGUUUCCGGUAUAGUCAAGCCGUGGUCGAGCCGUGUAUGGCGCCACAGUGUAUCGG